CUCGUCUCUCGCGAGAGGCAUAACGGAAUUCGGUCGCGAGGAAAAGUCAACAAAUAACGCAGUUGCAGCCUGCAGGCAGCGAGCGAGGUUGAGCGAGGUUGAGCGAGGUGUUCCGCGAGCGCCGAUCGGAGAUGAGGUUAGAUGACGGACUCGAGAUAGUCCUUCCGCCUGGUAACAUGUCAGAUGGGGUUGACGGUGGUGGUGGGGAAAACGAGGUAGACUCCCAUUCCUCUUCGCAAGCCGAGGCUGGAGACUCUUCUAAUCACAGGGAGGAAGAGGCACUGGAUCCCGAUAACGAGGCGGCUCUCAAUACCAAUUACGACAGUAGCGAUGGAGCUGUUCCUGCGUUUAGAUGUGAUAGAUGCGAUAAUUAUGAAACUAUAAACAAGACAGCCUUCUCCGCUCAUCAAGAUCAAUGUCUUGCGAGCGGCGAAGCCGGGGAGAGCGCUGAAGGCAUAGAAGGGGCAGAAAAUGAUGGGGAUGGAGAGGAGGGUCAUUCGGGGAUCAGGUCUCAUAGAAAGAUGUUUGAAUGUGAUGUCUGUAACAUGAAGUUUUCAAAUGGAGCUAAUAUGAGGCGACACAAAAUGAGGCAUACAGGCGUAAAACCAUAUGAAUGUCGGGUAUGUCAGAAGAGAUUCUUUCGGAAGGACCAUCUUGCGGAACACUUUACAACGCAUUCAAAAACUUUGCCAUACCAUUGCCCGAUAUGUAACCGAGGUUUCCAAAGACAGAUCGCGAUGCGCGCUCACUUUCAGAACGAGCACGUUGGUCAGCACGAUAUGGUCAAGUCAUGCCCUCUCUGCAAUUAUCGUGCGGCGACCAUGAAAUGCCUUAGGUUGCACUUCUUUAAUAGACAUGGAAUAGAUUUAGAUAAUCCAGGACCAAAUAGCUCUACGUCCAUAAUGAAUAGUUGCACAUCCGGGGAGGCGAUGCCAUCGGCACCUCUGUCCGACAGCGGGGACAGCACUGGCAACCGUUCGACCGACAACGCCACACCCCCCAUGCAUUUCCUCACGCCCCAUGUGGAGAUAUCCAUUCCUUAUCCCGAACAAGCUGCCAACCAACGAAAUCCAAGUCCUGCCCCGUUGAACGGAGACAGUCCCAAUAGUCCGCAGAGCGCCGACAGCAAUAGCAACGCGCCGAGCAGUAGUCAUCAUCAGUUAUCUAUCAAUAGCAGUACCAUUCAUAGGAACGUAGGCGGAGGCGACGAAGCCAUUACACCUUCGAUCUCCCUGAUACCUAUCAAGCAAGAGCCCAACAGCAACGGUAUGGACGACAGCGGGGCGACGUCUAGUAAUCUACCGUUGCCAUCGCUGAUCAAGGUGUCACCAUUGAAGUCGUUGCUACGCGAUGAUUUGCGCCGUAAGCUUUCUACUAGUUCCACCAAUAACAACAAUAACAGUAGUAACAACAGUGGUUGCGGUGGCGUUAAUUCCAAUCCACACUCGAGGGGCGAGCCACCCACCUCGACCAGGCCGGAUCCUCGUACGAGCGGCCUUCAGUGCACCCACUGUCGCAUCACGUUUCCGGAUCAGACGUUGUAUUUCCUCCACAAAGGUUGUCACAGCGAGAGUAACCCGUGGAAGUGCAAUAUUUGCGGGGAGCAGUGCUGCAAUCUGUACCAGUUCAACUCGCAUUUACUGAGCAAGAGUCAUCAGUAGCUGGUAGGAGAAGGCAGAGAAAUACCCGCGAUUCAAAAUUCGUCUUUCCUCUUUCCGUUUCUUCUAUUUUUUUUUCUUCGUUGAACGAAAACGGCAGGAGAUAACGGUCGGUACGUACGCCUUACGUACGUACGUUCAGUGUUCAUUAGCAUCAAGUAUAAAUAUUUUCUGUGCGAUAUGUUCAGACAUACUUCUCGCCAAAAAUACUUUUGAGAAGACCGUAAGCAAGAACGCGCUUGCUGGAGUGCGACGGCGAGUCAACUGUAAAUUGUAAAUUAUUCUCAAGAAUUUUUGUGUGAAAGAGAGAGGGAGAAAGGAAGGGAGGGAGGUAUGUCUGCUCUCUCAGAAAAUAAUGUACAAAGCGCGACAAAUUGUGCCUUUUCUUUAAAAAGAGAGAAAAAGGGAGAGAAAAUUGCGAGAAAAAAUAAGAAAUUGCCAACACACACUCGUCCAUCAUGCUGUUAUAUUGUACGAACUAUCCGUCCAUAGGGCUUUAUCGAGAUAUUCCGAGCUCUAUCAUUAGUCUUAAAUUAGUAAAAUAAGUAUAGAAACGGGGCACGUCGCAAAUUGUCCCGUUGAUAAUCGCGAAAAAAAUAUAUAAAUAUAUAUACAUAUAAAUAGCUAUGUCAUACUUUUCAUCACAAAAAAGUGCGACAUUAAAAUUUCAAGUAUAUAGAUAGACUAUUUAGUUGACGCUGUGCGAUUUGUAUGUUUGAGAUAAAUGCGAUGGCGCGGAUACAGUUCAUCGGAAGUUUAUUUCACAGACGGAGACGGAGAAAAAAAGCGCAUUUAUUAUUGUUCCAAAGUCAGACCCUUUAAAGACAAAGAAAAAUUGCACAUGUAAAAUACAGGAAAAAAAGAAAGUAUGUAUACCUGUAUAGGUCUAGGUUUGAAAGUGGACCUAUGUGCAUAAAAUUUAUAUGAUUAUUUAUAUAAGAGCAAUUUCGUGAAUAGAAAAGUUUAUCUUUCAUUGACUUCACGAUUUGGAUUUUCACACUCUGAAGUGAUUUUAUGAAAACGUACAAAUUUGAAAAAAUUCGAAGCGUCGCGUUCGUCAAAAGUACAUAGGCGCGGCGAUAUAUCCCGUAUCGAUACACGUGGAUACCGUUGGAUCGCGACGCGAUUUGUCAACUGCGGCAUGGUCACUUUGGAAGGUAUUGCCGCGCGAGUUUCAUCUAUUCUUCUUUCUCCUUUAGGUAGGAACACAUUGUAUUGCACCAGUAAUGAGCCGGUGCAAAACUGUGAAGCGAGAAUGUACAGGACACAAAAGUUAGCCGGGCGUGCGUUAUUAAUUAUUAAUAUUACCAGGGGGCAAGUUUGAGAGGUGUGACUUUUAGCCAAAGGCUCGUACAUAUCGGGCAGGUAUCUCGAUGUCCGUUCGCUUUGGCCGAGGUCGUCUCUCUCCGCUUUUCUCACCUUUGAUCCGAUAAAUAUUUUAUAUAUAAAUAUUUGUACAGAAAAAAGUAUUAGAGGAGAGAGAAAGUACGAGAAGGGAGAAAAAUCGAGAUAACAUAUAUAUGUAUACACAUAAAGUCGCGUACAUUCAAAUAUACACACAGAUAUAUGUAUUGUGUGUAUGCGUUUGUACCGUCUUGCGCAAUGAGACGAAGAGAUGAUACACGUACACGUGGACACUGCUGUAAAUGGUUGUAGUUAUUUAAAUAUGUAUAUCGCGUAGUAUUUAAUACGAUUAUAAUUAUUUAUUAGAGUUUAAGUAAUUUAUUAUUGCUUUGCAUUCCAAGAGAACCAGAGAUCACGAAACUAUACGAUUAGAUAAGCGAAUGUCUUAAGUGUUAACGGUACUUUUCUAAUAGACUCGAUGCCGCGUAAUAUGAUUUACACAACCAGCGAAUUUCAUGUGUAAAAAAAAAAGAAGAGGCGGAAAGGGAAAAAAACGAUAAAUGUCGAGAGAUCCAUCGGACAGAUCUCGCGCGUAAAACGAAUGCAACGUACACGAAUUAUUACUAUCUUCGAUCGAUAUAACGUAUUUAAGAGCUGUCGCGAAACUACCACUAUUUUGUACGCGGGGCACGUAUGUUCAUUAUUAGGGACACAUUCGUCAUUCGCACUUUCGAUCCUUAUUAUUAAAGCAUCAUUGACGUACAAAUCUUUUUAGAUACCUUUAAAAAAAAAAAAAAGGAUAUGCGCGCUUGUCGUACUCUUGUGCAGCUCCUCGGGGCGGAAUCGUGAACAAAAAAAGUGCCUGAUUGGGAAUAAUUCAUCGAGGAUAAAAGAAAGUUGUGUGUACUCGUGCGAGGAGAGGGAGGACAGCAGAGAGCCUUUGAUCGAAAAAGAGAAAGAGAGAAAACGCGCGGAGAAGGAAUGAGAAGAGAAUGAAAGGUGUGAUUUAAAAAUACGGAUAUACAGGACACAGGAGCGUGUGUGUUAACCCGUGUUCACCAUAUGUGCUUACCGCUUUAGCGUAUAUAGCGACGCCUUUACACUGUGAUCACGUUUACAAAGAAAAUAGUCUUAAAGCUAGAAGAUAGACGUAAAGGUAUAUAUCUUAGGGCAAGCGAGAGUACGACGAGCACAGCCUUGAGUGUAAGACAGGCGUUUAGACACCCACGACAAGAGCUACCCACCUUAUUCCUUUCUCGACUUCCCCUCCCCCCCUCCUCCUUCUCCCUCAUCCUUCCCCCUCAUCCUUUCUCCCACAAUUUAUUUAUACAUACGAAUAAAGAUAUAUUUAAAUCGAUAAGAAUGGAAUAAAAAAAUAUUGUUGAUGUUACUACGGUGUAAUGGGUACAAUCUAAAUACAUGAAUAUUAUGUAUAUAAGGAAUAGAACGAAGAAUUUUUAUCGUACACGUCUUAUUCUUUCUUUUUGAUUUACCAAUCUUCAAUUUUAUUAAUAAAUCCAGCUUUUGCGCGUACAUAUGAUACGUGUAAAUUCACGACUAGAGCACAUUUUGACACCUCUCGCUUCGUCAAGAAUUUAGGUAAUAAGUAUUGCGCGUGAUACUUUCCAAUAAUACCGGCGAAAAAAAGACCACAAAAAUAGUUCGUUUUGUAACUGAAUUGUAUAAUGUCUUAUGAUAAGGCAUUAAUCAUAAAAAAAUGUUAAAGUUGAAACGA
Solenopsis invicta (red fire ant) is the source of this 4737-nucleotide messenger RNA. RefSeq names its product zinc finger protein ztf-16. Gene Ontology annotation, biological process: regulation of transcription by RNA polymerase II. The record is from RefSeq and is a predicted model, not a curated record. Gene Ontology annotation, molecular function: DNA-binding transcription factor activity; RNA polymerase II cis-regulatory region sequence-specific DNA binding. The coding region runs from base 132 to 1661 and encodes 509 amino acids. Lineage: Eukaryota; Metazoa; Arthropoda; Insecta; Hymenoptera; Formicidae. The transcript has 6 exons.